Molecule: messenger RNA, 4011 nt
Organism: Miscanthus lutarioriparius
Lineage: Eukaryota; Viridiplantae; Streptophyta; Magnoliopsida; Poales; Poaceae
Source: the annotation of a GenBank genome assembly
AUGAUCCCGUCCGGCGCAGACAAACGGCCGUGGCAGCGCGCGCGGGAGCCCAAGGUGGCGUACUGGCGUGAUCGGCGCUGUGCUCAUUUACGACGCCACCCAGCAAGCCGCGCGCUCGUGAUCGGGAUCGGCCGGCAGCCGUAUCGCCGUGACACGGAACGGAGGGGACGAGGAGAGGAUCACGCGCUCCUGCAAUCCGGCCCCAACAGUAAACCUGAUGAAUUUGCCUCAGCCUGGGGGCUAAUCCCUGUCCCUGCCUGGCCAGGCUGGCGCUGCCGGACGAGGGACGAGGAGGAUGCUAGCAGUAAUUUAUUCCUAGCUCCUACCAGCCUACUACCAGACGUCCAGACCUUUUCCUCCCCCGUAAACUACGAGUCCUGCUCUACUCUACCGGUACCUGUAUUAUUACUGGCGGUGGUGGUGUGGUGCUGCUGUCUUGCUCCUGCCUCCGGGGCGCGGCACCUUCCCCUCUUCCUCCUCCUGUCCUCCAAACCUCCUCUCCCACUGCUCGGCCUUUCUCCGCCACAUGGGUUCGGUGUCCUCCAUGGCGUGGUGCCAAAAUGUCGGUCGGGCCCCGUCGUCUUCCUGCGCUUCAGGGGCUUCUUGCGGUUGCGACGGGAGGAGCAGCUAGCGCCGCGGCUGAGCAGGCGCGGCUGUGAUCUGGGGCUGCGCCGCAUUGGCGACUGCCUGCUGCCGGGCUCGCGGUUCCUGCUGUGCAGAGCGCGUGUGAAGUGGGGGCCCAAGAUGCGACCUCUUGCUCUCGUCGCGCUUCUUCUUGCUUCCGUUCUCGGAUCCAGAGGUACCACUCUGGCCCCUUCUCCAGCUGUCACUGAUUCUCCUGCAAACCAAGGACAGGCUUCUAGUCCUCCUCAACCUGCAUUUGCUCUUGGUCCAGUAACUGUUCCAAAAGGGCCGGCUACUCCAUCAACGAGUCCUUCCCCGGAGAAGGCAGCUGUAAGUCCUACUGCUCCCACGGAGCCACAAAAUGCUCCGAGUCCAGUGACUCCUCCUAAAGAGUAUAAUGCACCUCCAGUUGAAGUUGCACCCCCUGAUCCCACCGAUGAGGUUCCUCCACCAGUAGCUCCACCACGAGCUGCAGUUAAAAAUCCCACUCCAAUUCUUCCUGGGACACCUGCAUUGCUACCUUCUGUUCAGGCUCCUGCUCCAUCUGUUGUUCUCAAGGCUAAUCCACCAGUCGCGUCACCUCCAUCUGUUGUUCUCAAGACAAAUCCACCAGUCGCGUCACCUCCAUCUGCAAAUAAUCAACCAAGAAGGCCAGUUGGAUCAGUCCCUCCUUAUCAACCGCCUGCAUUGCCCCCUCCGGCAAAUGAUAUUCCACCAUACCCACCUUCAGGAAGUUUUCCCGCUGUUCCUCCUUCCACUUCAGCAAUCCCACCUCCGACCGCAUCACCUGUUAUUGCACAAGCACCACAACAGCAAGCAGAUCCUCCAAGCAGAGAUUAUAAGAAUGGAAACACAGUGCCACCAGCAAAGACUUACCCUCCUACAAAUCUCAAGAAGCAUCAUGUUCCACAUGCAUCCCCUCCAAAGGAAUCCACUGGCCAAACUGUCCCAGGUCACAAAUCACCAGUUACUGGAUCUGCGCCUGCAACAAGUCCUUUGCCCCAGAACACAAACAUGCCUUCAAUCCCGAAGAAUGCUUCAUCAGUGUCACAUGCCCAACCCUCACCACCAAGUGUAGCUCCAGAAUUGGCACCCACUGGUAGAUCUCAUGCUCGGGGAUGGAAAUCCAGUAAUGCCAAUAACGGAACAAAUACAUCAUCUGCCCCAUCUUAUCCACCACCUCGUGCUCAAGGGCCCGAGGUCUCACGAGCUCCAAGACAGACUGGGACUAAAAGCCAUACUCACCAUGCGCCUCCACCAAUCCCUGAAGGACACCCAAGCUUUCCUGUACACCCCCCAUCCCCUUCGCCAGCGUCAUCAAGGGGUCCUGCUAACGGGAAGAAAAGGCAUAGUAUUUCUCCUACUCUGCCUCCAAUCCCUCCCCUACCGGAGCCAAAAGCACCAUCAGCACAUCCUAUUUGGACAUUACCUCCACCACCACCUAAUUCAGAUUGCAAUUCAUUAUCGUGCCCAGAGCCUCUAACAGAUCCACCUGCGGGAGCACCAUGUGCCUGUGUGUUACCAAUCAGAGUUGGAAUUCGUCUAAGCGUUGACCUUUAUUCAUUUUUUCCAUUGGUCUCUGAUUUUGCUGAAGAGGUAGCUUCAGGAGUAAACAUGGCACAGAGGCAGGUCCGUGUAAUGGGUGCAAAUGUUGCAGGUGAUCAACCUGACAAAACAAUGGUUCUUGUUGAUCUAGUUCCAGUGCAAGUGAAGUUCGACAAUGCUACAGCGUUUUCAGCAUUUGAAAGCUUGUGGAGCAAAAAAGUUUCUUUAAAACCAUCAGUCUUUGGGAACUAUGAGAUUCUCUAUGUUGUAUAUCCAGGGCUUCCUCCUUCACCACCUUCAGGGCCAGAAGGUGUUGGGGAUGGGGCAUUUGGCAACAACAGAAAUGCAAGGGCCAUGAAGCCUCUUGGGGUAGAUGUAAGAAGUCCCAAGAGAAAAGUGAAUGGCAGCCUCAUUGCUAUUGCUGUUUUGUCUACUGUUAUAGCAUUGAUUAUUUGCUGUCUGGCUGCAUGGUUGCUGAUCCUCAGAUUCAGGGGUCCGAGUGACACGGCUCAAGGAUUUCCACAUACUGUAUUUCCAAAAUUUUCUAGGUCAUCUGGCACAGGUCACACACUUUUAGCUGGUGCUGGUCGCUAUAGUUCACCUUCAGGUCCAUCAGGUUCACUGGGCUCAAGCAUUGCAACAUAUGCAGGGCAGGCAAAAACAUUCAAAUUUGCUGAGAUUGACAAGGCCACAAACAGGUUUGAUGAUUCAAAAGUACUUGGAGAAGGUGGCUUCGGAUGUGUCUACCAGGGCACACUUGAAGAUGGAACAACAGUUGCAGUGAAGGUUCUGAAGAGAUAUGAUGGCCAAGGUGAGCGAGAGUUCUUGGCUGAGGUUGAGAUGCUGGGACGUUUGCAUCACCGGAAUUUGGUCAAGUUGUUAGGCAUCUGCAUCGAGGAGAAUGUACGGUGUCUGGUAUACGAGCUUAUUCCAAAUGGCAGCGUAGAAUCCCAUCUGCAUGGAGCGGACCGUGAGACAGAUCCACUUGAUUGGAAUUCCCGUAUGAAGAUAGCCCUUGGGGCAGCACGAGCACUUGCAUAUCUACAUGAAGAUUCUAGUCCUUGUGUGAUUCAUCGUGAUUUUAAGUCGAGCAACAUUCUUCUGGAGCAUGAUUACACACCAAAAGUGUCAGACUUUGGACUUGCCAGGACUGCAAGGGGAGAGGGGAACCAGCACAUCUCUACGCGUGUCAUGGGUACAUUCGGCUAUGUUGCGCCGGAGUAUGCCAUGACGGGUCAUCUUCUUGUAAAGAGUGAUGUGUACAGUUAUGGAGUUGUAUUGCUUGAGCUCCUCACUGGUAGGAAACCUGUGGAUAUGACUCGGCCUGCCGGGCAAGAAAACCUAGUUGCAUGGGCUCGACCCCUUCUAACAAAUGUUCUGAGCCUACGCCAAGCCAUCGAUCCACUUCUUGGCCCUAACGUUCUACUGGACAAUGUAGCAAAAGCAGCUGCCAUCGCAUCAAUGUGCGUACAACCUGAGGUUGCGCACCGCCCCAGCAUGGGUGAAGUAGUGCAGGCGUUGAAACUUGUGUGCAGCGAGGGUGACGACUGCCUUGCAUCAGGAAGAUUCAGCCAGGAGUUGCCCAUGCAAACUACGGCAAUUUAUGACGCGACUGGCAUGGAAGCCGAGAGAGUGCUAAUAUCCGAGAUAUAUGGCUCCACACCAGCCUUUACUCCAGCUGCCGAUUCGGAUUCUUUUCGCAAGCAGUCAAGUUCAGGCCCGCUGAUGACAGGCAAGAACAGGAAGUUCUGGCAGAGGUUGCGAAGCCUGUCAAGGGGCAGCAUGAGUGAGCAUGGCGUCUCACCAGACUAUGAAACCCGCUCGCAAUAUAGUGGUAGGUGA